UAUGAUAACGUUAGCUAAAAGCCAGUCUGCGGCUUCUGUUCCUUAACAGCCGAGCUGCACCCAUUAACAAGGCACCAGCGGUGCUUCCUUUGCUGUACUGGAGAACAGGGAUUCAUCCCUAUUGGUCACAACAAAAGCACCUGUGAACUGGACCUCCACCUUUGUAGGGAUUAAGAGCCACGGUGGACGGAAACGCUGCAUUUAAGUUGUCACCAUGUUCAAUCUGAUGAAAAAGGAUAAGGAGAGAGAAGGGAGUAGGAAGGAGAAGAAGGAUAAAAAGGAGAGGAUGUCUGCAGCAGAGUUGCGCAGCCUGGAAGAGAUGAGUAUGCGGCGUGGUUUCUUCAACUUGAAGAGAGAGGCCAAGCGUGAGUCCAAGAACAAACUAGAGAUCUCCAACCCCAUUCCAAUCAAAGUGGCCAGCAGCAACGAGCUCACCCUCACUGACAUUGAAUCAGAUGGCCUGAGUAACCGAAGCAGCAUGGUUUUGGAUGACCAGCUGAGCGCUGCCAGCUCCACUGAUGACCUGAAGGGUGAGGGCGGAGGAGGACAGGACGGACAUCGCAGCUCAGUACGUGAUCGCGUGGCUCACUUUGGUUCACUUGCCAAGACGAACUCCUCUCAGGUGGGUCAGAUGAUGAAACGCUUCUCCUUCUCCCAGAGGAGUAAAGAGGAGAGCCCCUCAGAGGGCUCCACCCCCUCGGGCCAGAACUCUGCUGCCCCGUCCCCACAAGUGGAGAGCAAAGUUUUCAGCAUGCUUCGUAAGCACAGCCUAAGGCAGCAGCCUGAAGCAGCGCCAGCCACUAAAAAAGUCUACAUUCCUGAAGUGGUCGAGAAGACCUUCCCUGCACAGCUGCAGCUGCCGGCUGUGGUCGCACCAAGUGAACCAGAAAUACGUGAGCUGGAGCUCCAACGCCGCAACACUGGUGACUUUGGAUUUUCUCUGCGUCGCACCACUAUGCUGGACCGCAGUCCUGAUGGAGGAGUGUACAGGCGUGUGGUCCACUUUGCUGAGCCUGGCGCUGGCACCAAGGACCUGGCGCUGGGACUAGUGCCUGGCGACAGACUGGUGGAGAUAAAUGGACGCAAUGUGGAGAACAAGAGCCGGGACGAGAUAGUGGAGAUGAUUCGUCAGUCGGGAGACACGGUGAGGCUGAAGGUGCAACCCAUCCUGGAGCUGAGCGAGCUGAGCCGCUGCUGGCUGAGGAACACAUCUGGACUGCGCAGGGAGGCCAGACAUCGAGUGGACGUUUGCCAGAAGGCCGCUGGGAACAGCUGGUUUGAUGGGAUUAGCUCUUAG
Epinephelus lanceolatus (giant grouper) is the source of this 1297-nucleotide messenger RNA. NCBI's taxonomy places the organism in Eukaryota, Metazoa, Chordata, Actinopteri, Perciformes, Serranidae. The record is from RefSeq and is a predicted model, not a curated record.